AUGUCCAAUCCACCUUCGAACCCCGAAUUUCAACAUGUGAUGCCUCAUCAGGCAGACUUCCACACUCUUGGAACUGCGGAUCUCGAGCACUAUCAGCCAUACGGCCCGGGCCUUGACCAGAAUGAUCUCUCGGCAUCACCACAACCUUCCGACACUCAACUUGCCUCAGACCGCACGUCGGCCACCCUCGGACUCCAAUCCCUCAGUUCGCAACCACAGUCGCCGUCCACCGCAAACCGAUAUUCGGAAGUUGUCUCUCCAGCUCCUGAACGAGCUCACUCACCAGUCGAGAAAGAAAGAUAUAUUGAGCCCGUUGCAUACUAUCCGCCCUAUUCCCAGGGUCAUUCUACCAUUCCGCCGGCGAACUCCAACCCAGCUCACUUCGACCGAGCGUCCAAGGACAAGCCAAUCUACAAAAAGUGGCCGUGGAUCAUAGUGGCUCUGAUCCUCAUUGUUGCCAUAGCUAUUGCCGUCCCUUGCGGUGUUGUAUAUGGCACCAAAAAACAUUCAAGUCCGGCACCUGCGACCUCACCUUUCCCGCUACCUCCAUCCAAUCACACCUCUAGUACGGCCUCUACUACAAGCAGUAUUCCACAGCCUACUGGUGACCCGAACUACGCCAUCGGCCCCGAGUUGAGCCCCAUUUACGCGUCCAAGGACGGAGCAUUCAAUGGUACUGGCAUUGCAAUUGCCGCGGCCAAUCCCGGCGUAGACGCGAGUAUCUUUGUGUUUUAUCAAGACUUCACCGGUACUAUCCAAUUCGAGAAGAGCGAUCCAGCAAGCGGCGAAGGUAGCUGGACAACCCUCUAUCCAGUCAAUGAAGACGCUCCACGGGCGUUAAAUGGGACGCCAUUGGCGACGGCUGCAUACGUCAAUGAUACAGUUGCUACGUGGCACCUGUUCUACGUGGAUGAGAACUAUAUUAUGCGUCAACGAAUAGCGACGAAUACUUCAGGCUAUAUUCUCAGUUGGACAUCAGGACCUCUUGAUGAGCUCGGCCUAGAAGUCAACCAUGCCGAUACCAUCGGAAUGCAGGUGUGCUAUUGGGGUAAUUUUUAUGGUGAUGCGACUGAUACUUACACGGACGGUCUGAAUGGGACAAACCCUGCCGACGCUCCACAGACAGGGCUGCAUUUAUGGUUCGCGGACACGAAUUCGAGCUUCAGGCAGUUUGACUGGACCAAUCAGUCUUCGCAAUGGAGCGAAGUUACAGAUCACGCAUGGGACAACCUCGACGGCCAUGCUGGAAUUGGGUGUCAGACGUGGGAAUCAGGGACGACUGAAUAUGUUUUCUUCGUCAAUCAAAAUCAUACCAUCAACAUGUGGUGGAAAGACAACAACUUCAGUGCCAGUAACAUACCUACGGCUGAACACCCAGUCGGCAAGUGGACACUGGCGCCUGGGGUCAGUAUCACCGACGUCCAUCCAUCUUCUACUCUCAGUUAUACGAAUUAUCUGGUAUACCAAUCAGUUGAUGGGACUGUGCAAGGCUCCAACAUCCUUUUUGCAGGUCCAAAUGGAACAGCACCAGAGGACACAAUCACCAGUUCGACAGACCACUUCGUCGUCUUCGACUCAGACACUCAGCAGAACGUGUCCGCAAUCUCCUCCACUCAUCUCUGCAAUACGGCCGUCCAGACCGAGAGCAAAGGCGUUUUAUUGAUCGUGCUCUUCCAGGUGAUCGGUGACGAUAUUCAACAAUACAACAGAGAUGGUACCGGUGGACCGUGGUACCUUGGUCCCCCAGCAAUUAACGGCACCUCGACGGCAAGCUGA
This is a messenger RNA of Fonsecaea multimorphosa CBS 102226, 1776 nucleotides long. RefSeq lists its product as uncharacterized. Lineage: Eukaryota; Fungi; Ascomycota; Eurotiomycetes; Chaetothyriales; Herpotrichiellaceae. The coding region runs from base 1 to 1776 and encodes 591 amino acids. The record is from RefSeq and is a predicted model, not a curated record. The transcript has 3 exons.